GAUCGGCCACCGGAGAUGCAGCACGGGAGCGGCGACUACGCCGCAUCCGGCCCCGUCGGCCACUACUACCCGCACCAGUACGCGCCCCCGGGCUCCAACCCGUAUCCAGCCGCUACCGACGCACCGGCGCCGGGGGCGGGGGCGGGGGGCUACGCCUCCGCGCCGCCCUACUCCGUUGGCGGAGGCUACGCCGGCCAGCCGCCCUACUCCGUCGGCGGAGGCUACUCCGACCAGCCGCCCUCCGCUCCGGCUUACUCCCAGCCGCCGCCCACACAGCCCCAGUACGGUGCCGGGUACCCGCCCUACAACACCAACCCCGCGCCCUACCCGCCGGAGCCGUACUACACCUACACGCCGCCGCCCACCCAGCCUGCGGCCCCGCCGGCCGCGGAGCCCCCGCCGCUGCCCUACGACGCCCCGUACUACGGGGGCGGGUACCAGCCGCCGGCCGCGGGUUAUGACAACGAGGAUUACCUGAACGAGGGCGCGUACGCGUACAGCGGCGGCGGCGGCGGCUCGGAGCCGUACGGGGAGCGCGGCACGGCCCCGGCGCGGUCGGGAUCCGCGCUGUUUGAUGACUAUGGGCGGUCGAUCAGUGUCCCAUCCGGAAGGGAGGAGCAACCGUGGAGCAGUGGCGGCGGCGGCGGCGGUGGCAGUGGGGGUGGGAGCUUUGGGGCGAUCGCGAGGGCCCUUCCAAAAGCGGACACGCAUGAGGACUCGAGUGGCGGUGCACAGAAAUUUCGGGUUAAGCUGCUUCCAGAGGGCGCUGGGAAUCCUACUGAUGUGCUUUGCCAGAUUGGUCUAGAUAGAAUUCGCAUGCUUGAUCCAAAUACAAGCAGGACCCUAAGAAUUUAUCCCCUUGAUUCACUGACGAGAUGGGAGGUUUUGGAUUCAACUAUAUUUGCAUUCUGGGCAAAGACAUCAGUGGAUAUUGAAGCAAAGCGAAUUAGGCUGAAGUCAAGCAGUUAUACUUCCAAUACUAUGCUUGACACUGUGACAGCAGCAACAGUGCAGUUUAAGGAGAUUGGUGAAGAUGCUAGAAACAAAGGACCUGUGGAUGCUGGCAAACCUGUGGUACAAUCAAAUGAGAAGAAGAAAGGUUUUGAUUGGAUGUUUGCAAAACCUGUUGAUGAAGUGAAAGAUCAUUGGGUUCCAGAUGAGGUUGCCAAGAAAUGCCACUCAUGUGCUGUUGAUUUUAGUCCUUUUAAUCGCAGGCAUCAUUGUAGGAACUGUGGUGAAAUCUUCUGUGACAAAUGCAGUCAGGGAAGAAUUGCUCUGACAGCUGAGGAUAAUGCUCCACUUGUCCGAGUUUGUGAUAGAUGCAUGGCUGAGGUCACGCAAAGGCUUAGCAUGGCUAAGGAAGCUGCCAGCAGAUCUGCAACCGUGCAAAGUCAUGAAGAUCUUGCAAGAAAACUUAAGGAGGAAAUGGAGCGGAACCGCAAGUCUUCAGUGCAUCAAAAUUCUGAAAUCUCUGCUUGGAAAGGUCCGGCAUCUGGUGGUGGUGCAUCUGGUACCAGAAUGAGGGAAGUUGCAUGCCCUACCUGCAUGGCGACGAGCAUCCUGCAGAGGUUUCUGGACGCUGACCAGUGGGCGGAGGAGGACACCAUGGUGGGCCGGCUGGGCAUGGUGAUGCACGCCGCCUUCCUGUUCGCCGGAUUCCAGCCCUACGGCGCCCAGCCACCGUCCGGCUACCUCCUCAAGCAAGAAUCGCCGCCAGUUAAUAAGAAAGUUCGCGAAAAAACUGUGUCUCUCUGCCGUUGGUACACGGCGCGGGAGCUGCCGGCGCAGCGCUGCAACGGCAACGGCGGCGCGGAGGCCGCCGUGCUGAUGCUGAGCGCGCGGGGCAGCGACAUCGCGCUGCUCGCGUUCCUCGUCACGGCGGACGGCGACGUGCGGAAGCUGUACCGGGAGCACCUGGACCUGGCCACCGUGGCGCCGCUCCUCUCCGCCGGCGCCAUGGCUGACACGGAGCCCCGGGGCUCGCGGAUCUGCGGGGAGCUCUCCGACGCCGUGUGCUGGCCGCUCCUCGUGGAUCUGUGCCACAGGAACGGCGUGCGGUUGAGAAGCUCCAUGUUCUCGCCGGACGGCGUGACGGGCCUCCUGUCCAUGCCCGACGACAUCAUGGUGGUGAUCUUGGGGAAGCUCACCGACGGCGAGGACCUGGCGAGGGUGGCGUGCACCUGCCGGGAGCUGAAGGAGCUGGUGGAGGGGCGUGACGCUGGCGCCCAGCUCUGGAAGCCACUGUACGAGGCCCUGGACGCGCGCCGACGCCGGUGUUGGUUCUUCCCUGAGGAUGAGGCACGGGCGGCGCUUCUUCUGCGACUUCGUCUGCGUAGUAUGAGCUGGAAGCAGAAGUAUGUGAUGGCGAGGCCGCGUCCCUGGGACAGAAUCUGCCGCCCCCUCUUCCUCUGCGAUUACUUUCCUGCUUUCUCUGGGAAAAUCUCUUGGCCGCCGCUGUUUUCUUGGAUCGCUGACCCGCCGGAGCCGGAGACGGUCGCCACAAGGGGCGAGGAGUACAUGUACACCACCGGCGGCCACCGGAGCAAGAGGGAAGGGAAGUACUGCAAGAAGAGGAAGGGGCGUGGCGCCGGCGUGAUCCACUCUCCGUCGUCUCGUAACCGAUGGAAGCAUCGAUAAAUGAUUAACUGGUGGGGGCUGCUGAUCAGAUCAGACAGAGGUCUGCCUACAUGCAAUUUAAUUGAGCGAUCGAGAUGCAGUUGUUGGAUUAGGAAUCUCAGUCAUGGAGAGAUGUUGUCAUCUAUGAGAUCAUUAAUGAUAAGUGAUAUCACACGUACGCACUCUUUAAUUUGUGGCGUGGAAAACAAAAUUCAGUGAGUAUUAUUUCGGGCUGCAGUACCACCUCUGUUAAAAGGUUGAUAAACUGAUUCCAUGCUGACCAAAUAGAGAUGGCAUUUUUUGCAA
Molecule: messenger RNA, 2922 nt
Organism: Panicum virgatum (switchgrass)
Lineage: Eukaryota; Viridiplantae; Streptophyta; Magnoliopsida; Poales; Poaceae
Product: protein FREE1-like
Exons: 9
Coding region: 16-2637 (873 amino acids)
Biological process (GO): intralumenal vesicle formation; multivesicular body assembly
Cellular component (GO): late endosome membrane; ESCRT I complex
Molecular function (GO): ubiquitin binding; metal ion binding
Source: RefSeq, a predicted model, not a curated record